UCAACGUGCUUUUUAAUAGUCUAACACCUCCAGGUAGUAAUUGCAAGUAUCGUACCCAUGAAGUCCAGAUAAUUAAUCUGUCCAGCAACGCACUGUUAAAAGUCAGGUGGGCUCCAAAACAGUCCUAACCAGCAUGCUCUACUGCCUCCUCUAAGGCAACAGCUGAAGGGCAGACCUCUAGGAUAAAAAGCUGUCGAGCCUUCCCCAUUCCUAAAUUAUCCCAACUGACCCCAAAGCCUCUCUGGGAUUCUAAUCUCUGCGCACCCUGCAGCCCACCCCGAGUUCCCGGCAUCCUCUGGGUUCCCCCUUCCUGGCGCCAAAACGCUGCGCAGGCUCCUUUCCUCCAGGCUGGUUGCUAGGUGAUCUCCGAGGGCGGUCCGAAGUCUCAAGAGGGCAAACCAGUUGAGGGGCGGGGCUGGGGCUGCAGAACUCAGGCAGUGAGGUUCCUUUUAGUGGCUGGGUCCUGCGUCCUCCGUGAGAUCCCAAGAUAUUCUUAUCGCACGGAAACGACUACUGGCCUGGCCAGAGGACUCGGGGCGUGAGCGAGGUGCUAGCCCCAACGGGACAAUAGGACGGUGAGGUACGGAGAAGGAAAGCGAGCGCGCCCCGGAAAAUGAGCGCCUCCCCACACCGUGGUGUCCAGGAGUGAGUGCCAGAGGGAACUCGGCUGCGGGGAGUUGUGGCCUUAUCGUGCUUCCCGCCAAGAACUUGGUACUGUUGGGACACGGCUGAGCGUGCACACGCCCGCAUCUGCUCCUCCUCUGCAGUGGAAGACACCCGCGGAGUGUGACUGAAUACGGGCUCUCUCCUGAGGCCAGAGUAUCCCCAGCAGCCUACCCGUUAUAUUACAAGAAAUCUCACUUCAAACACUGGAAGAGAUGUCAGAAGAUUCAGAAAAAGAAGACUAUUCGGACGGAACAAUCAGUGAUGAAGAUGAAUCGGAUGAGGAUAUGUUCAUGAAAUUUGUAAAUGAAGAUCUUCAUCAGUGUGCACUUUUAACAGCCAACUCUUUUGGUGAUCCCUUCUUCCCCCGGACUACACAGAUACUAUUAGAAUAUCAGCUAGGGAGAUGGGUGCCACGUCUUCGUGAACCACGGGAUUUAUACGGUGUCUCUUCUUCUGGUCCACUGAGCCCAACACGGUGGCCAUACCAUUGUGAAGUCAUCGAUGAAAAAGUCCAGCAUAUUGCCUCCUCAUGACAUCCGUGGCAGAAGGAAUGAAUAAGGAACAAUAAAGGAAAAUCCCUACUGCUCCUACUGUGACUUCUCCCUAAUUUCUCUCCAGUAGCAGUGAUGAGAGACUGAGAGCAGAAGAGACCCAAAAGGAAGAGGAAAGCAACACCCAUCCUGCCACUGCUUCUUAGUGUCACUUCCAGCCCCAUGUACUCGUUCCACUCAGCUAAGUUCCACCUCAUCUAACUAGAAAACCCUUCUGUCACAUCCUUGCCACAUCUUUCUGUUCCUUACAUUUCCCAGCCCUCACUUUCAGCCUUCAUUUUGCCCUCUGUCAUAGGAGUCACCAUCAGAAGUUCAGAGUGGGGAGAGUUUCUACUCUCCUUGUUUGCCUGGUAAUCCCCCCGUUUCUCUUGAGGUUCUUCCAGAUGAGGGCAGCUGCGUUUCUAGCCUCUUCUAUUGAAAUUAUAAAUAUAUUUUCUAACCAACAAUACUGUUUUAAGAGUGGCUAGAGUUUAUGGUGCUAUCUUUCAGAUACCUUAUAUAAUAAAUAGUCUUUGCGUUCUGCGAACCCAGCCUCCAUUCUGGUGAAGGUGCAGUCACCACACAGUACCGGUGCAGAUGCAGCCUCCGUAAGCAUACGUUUCCCAAGAUCCCCAGAGUCAUGACGUCACACAGCUAUCGGUGACACUACCUGUGCAAGAUAGAGUCAGACUGGAUAAAAGCUUCAUUGGGGGUUAUCCCACUGCUCAUUUAUUUUCAGUCUGUGUCCCUGAAGUUUUUGCAAAUUCCACCGGUCCUUAAGCCAACUGGAACACCCACUGCAAUACAUCCCUGUGUAGGAGAAUCAGAAUCUUCUCCCACCUGUCCUUGAUGGCUCUUUCCACUUUGCUUGCUAGCAUUUCAGAAAGCUUACUUCCCAUUGUCUUACAUAUUGUUGUAGACCUUGCUUUUGUCACCUGACUAUUGCAAAGAUUUUAUAAAUUUAGAUAUUUGAAAGGACUUGUAAGACUCCACAGAGCAUUCUUAUGUGUGGCUUUUAUUUAAAGGCAGAGGAUACGGUGCAGCGAGAGAAAGAUACCAUGGUAAACAUGAGAGCCCACGUGCUAGCUUUCCAGGGGCCUUAUUCACACAUAGACUACCUGUGUUCAGAUUGAAACACUAAGAUCUAUGUGAUUCAUCUUAGCUUCAGAAGACCUCAAGGCAAAAGUUCCCAUCUGGGUUUUUAGGCCCCUAUAGUCCUGUCAUCAAAUCAGGCUGUCUUCCUGAUUCUGCCAAAUGAAAACCAUCAGUAAACAAACUGGCCAUGAUAACUGGGUUAUCAAGGGGAGUUUCAGACUCCUUGUUAACAGUGUAUCAUUAAUCUUACUGUUCUUAUCUUGGCCAAGAGUCCAAGCUGGACAGCCAGAAUUCCCCAGAGGUAAAAACAGCUUUUCCAGUUCAGCUAUAAAUUAACUCUGUCUUACACAGCCGUCUAUCUUGAAAGUCUUUCCGUAUCAGUUUACAUAUAUUAAUCUUUUUAUAAACUGGUAUGUCAGAUUUCAUUAAAUGGAUGAAUCAGAAUUUCCCUAACUGGUACCUUAUUGAUAAAUUUUAGGUGUUUCCAAUCAUUGGUUCUGACAGAACUGCAUAAAUAUCCUUUUAUGUGUGGCCUAAUGCACAUAUACAUAUAUAUUUUAGGUAUAAGAAUUUCUAUCCUAGAAUUUCUGGUAUAAGGAUACUGUCAAAUUUUCAUCCAAAAAGAGUUGCACUAACUUAUAGUCAUAAAAGCAAACAGUUUAUGACUAUGGUCAGGGGUCCUCAAGAUAACUCACAUUCCACGAUUUGCUACAAGGACUCGCAGAACUCAGAGAAGCCAUUAUACUCAUGGUUAUGGUUUAUUACACUGAAAGGACACAGAUUAAAAUUAGCAAAAAUAAAUGGCGUAUAGCAGCGGUCCCCAACCAUUUUGGCACCAGGGACCAGUUUCAGGGAAGACAAUUUUUCCACAGAUGUGGGGGGAUGGUUUUGGAAUGAAACCGUCCCACUUCAGAGCAUCAGGCAUUAGAUUCUCAUGAGCAGCGCACAACCUAGAUGCCUUGCACACACACAAUAGGGCUUGCGCUGCUAUGAGAAUCUAAUGUUGCCGCUGAUAUGACUGGAGGCAGAGCUCAGGUGAUAAUGCUCGCUCACCCACUGCUCACCUGCUGCUGUGUAGCCUGGUUUCUAACAGGCCACAGACCAGUAGUAGUCCAUGGCCUUGGGGUUGGGGACUCUUGCUUUGCAGCAGUGUCCAGAUGAGACCAAGCACAAGCUUCCAGUUGUUUUCUCCCUAUGGAGUCUUAAUUAACAGCACUUAAUUCUCCCUGCCAUAACCUGAGAUAAUAUGAAAUACUGCUAAUCAUCCAACUUUGGUGUCACUGGUUCCUACUGCAGAUUGGUUAUAUCUACAUGCAGUGCCCACAUGGCUGACCUCAGUUACUUAGUCUCUGGACUUUCCAGGGGUCAAAAUUGAUAGUGUGUGUCCAAGGCCUCUACCACUACCACCACAAUAAAUCAAUUGUUAGCAUAAACUAUCUCACAUAGCCCAAGGUCCCAGGUAGACAAAGAUACUCUCAUGAGGCAAGGUAUUCCGAGGCCUCAGAGGUUAUCUCCCAGAAGUUUAGCAAGGUCCAGACCAUUCUUUACAAUGUACAGCAUUUGGACAACCCAGGCCUGCUGAGUUAAUCAUUUACACACAGGCCACCCGUGGUCACUUGGCCUAGGCUCUCUUACAGCAAAACUAUCAUAUAUGUCUAAGCAUCUACAUUUAGUAUAGCAUUCUUAUAAAAGACAUAGUGAUAGUGUCAAUAUGAUGCCUAAAAUUUUGAGGAGCAAGUGUGGGGUAGGAAUAGAUUUAGUGAAACAACUAAUCAGUCCUAUAAAGCCAUUAGACCUUUUCAUAGUUUUUAACUAGUAUGAUUAUCUCCUAUUUUAAUAUUCUGCUAUUUAUACCUUUUGACAAACUUAUACAUACAUACUCAGCAUAGAAAUUAACUCAUAAUUAAGUAGAUCCAGUUCUUACUCAGCCCACUUUUCAUUGAUAUUACAUAUCAAUCAUGCUGUGAUUCAAUUUUCCAAUACAUUUGAUCAUCGUCAUAUGACUUACUUACAUAAGGAAGAAGAAUCAUACCAACAAUGCCCGUGUUAUACUGUAUCUGCAGUAUUGUAGUAGAUGUAACCUGAAAAAUAAGAAUCAAAAGAUAACGGCCUGUUACUAGAGUUCCACUGUGGUAUUAACAAUUAAUUGGUCCAGUUCAUCAUUAUAUCAUAUGACCAGAAUGUCUCCCAGAGCAAUGCCACUCAAGUUCACAGGCUUCCAUUCAGCCUUUUCAGGUUCUAAGAGCAGGGCUGGCCUUAGAAAACUGACUUCACCUUUUUGGGCAUCUAGUAAAAUGAAGCUAAGAGACAACUGUCAUCUUGCUCUGAGCCUCUCUCAAAGCACCAAUGUAAUACUAACUUUUCCUCAUUACCUAAUCCAUUUAUUUAUUCCAUGCCUUGGCUAUUUCUCCUAUUUUUCACUUGUCACAAUUUUUUACCCAAACAUUUCCACCUUUGAAAGAGUUGUUAGGCUUAGCUACUGUGCUGGUGUAGAUUGCCAGCAGUAUUACCAGUCUAGCUCGUGCCUCCUUUCAGCUCAUUUCCCUUUAUAUACAGUAAGGAUAUGUAGGUAUAGAACUAGUGGGCUACCUUGACCACCAGACAAUACAGCUGCAUUCACUGUCAAUCCAAAUUUUGCCAGAUGGGGUGAAGACACAGUCUACCCCAUUAUGCCUACAGCAAUUCUAACAUAAAGCUUUAAAUAAGUUUCCUGCUUAGGAAUCAUUCCUGUUUCUAGACCUGCAGUCUCCAACCACUGCCCCAAUUUGGAAAAAAAAGAAAGUUGAGAUGAUGUGGGAAAUCACUUUGUAGUUUGUACCAGUGUCCUCCUCCAUCCCUUCUUCCCUAGAUCCACCAUAAAAGAAUUUGUCAAGUGGAAACUCGCUCUCGUCCGCCCCAUGUUGAAUGUGCACACAUACUCAUGAAGGUAUAUAUACAAACCCCUCCUGCCUUUAUCAUCCCCCAUUUUAGACAAUGUUUCAAUUACCUUUUUCAAUUCUCUAGUUAAACCACUAGUCCAUUUUGAUGUGAUAUCUUUUUGCCCAUCUUAGACACUAUGGGCUAUGAAGUGUGUUUCUUGGUCUGAAGAAAUAUAACUUGAUGGUCCAAAUUGGCACAGUAUCUUCUGUUUCAGUCCUUUCAUAGUAUUUUAAGCAUUUGUACCCAUGUACCUCUGGGGGUGCAAAGCCUAGUCCAAAGUAAAUGUCUAGUCCUGUCAGGACUCUUUUAUAGACUACUCUAUAGGUAGUCUCCUGGGGCUACCACAGCAUUCUGAUGUUACUUAUCAGCUGUGUGUGCCACCUUCUCCCUAGGAAAUCUGCCCGUAGCCACCUGUGGUCUCUCUCUUGUAGUAUUUAUUUGUAUUUUGUGCCUCAGAGAGAACAAGAGAAAUAUGCUAACAGUCAGCCUGUGCCUACAUUUCUACAUGUCUCUCAUUUCCAUUUAUUUCAUGGACCCACAUGCCCACCUCAAGUAAGCACACCAAGUUUUCCACUUACUGGGUCCAGUCAUCAUCUGAUCCUGAAAGAGGGUUCUUCUGCUGGGCAUUGACAUGUCCUACUUUAAUUUGCCCCUAAAUUCCCAUGGUGAUUUCCAUAGGAUGGUGCCCCAUAUGGGGCAUCUAAGUUUUUAAUUGCCCAUCUAUUUGACCAUAUGGCCAGCCAUUGCCCCUGCCCAAAUUUUGAUUAUUUUAAAAUGGAACUUUUAUACUUGUUCAGUUUUUUCAUCACUGCAUGGACAGCAUAUAGUUCAGCCUGAGCAGAUGUUUUUACCUUCUUCGAUCAGAACUUUUCCGUCAUUGGAUGUAGUACAAUGGCAUUCCAAACAGCAUGUUGACUAUCUACCUUGCAACUGCCUUACACUGUCCCAGUCACACUGUCCUGUAUAAACCAUUUCCAUUUAUUAUGGAGCCCUUCUGGGCACUGCCUUAUCAGAGUGUUCCUUUCACAUCACAAUGCUUUCACAAACGGGCAUUUCAAGUUUCACGUUUAUAUGUCCUUCAGUAUAAUGGUUAAUUUUAUGUGUCAGCUUAACUGGACCACGGGAUACCCAGGUACCUGGUAACACAUUAUUUCCAGAUGUGCCUCUGAGGGUGUUUCUGGAACAGAUUAGUAUUUGAAUUGGCAGAUUCCUAAAGAAGAUCCACCAUCACCAGUGUAAGGAGGUGGGGCAUUAUCCAAUCUAUUGAGGGCCUGCCUGAAUAGAACAAAAGGAUGGAGGAAGGGUGAAUUCUGUCUUCUUGAACUGCGAUAUUCAUCAUCUGCCCCCAGACAUCAGAGCUUUUGUUCUCAGGCCUUUGGACUUGAACUGAAUUACACCACCAGCUUUCCUAGUUCUACAGCUUGCACACAGAUUAUGAGACUUCUCAGUCUCCAUAAUUCUAUGACAGUGUACAUACACAUAUGUAUAUAUUCACUAAUAUAAUUCCUAUAAUACACACACACACACACACACACACACACACACACACACACAGCAUUUGGGAACCAAUUACUGACUUGCUAUUGGACAUUAGCAAGUCAGUAAUUGGUUAGAAAUUAGUUCUGACAUUAGUAAAAUGUCCAAUAGCAAGUUAGUAAUUGGUUCCCAAAUGCUGCGUGUCUUACAGCUGCUUCUGAAAAUGUUCUGGUCCAAAUUCCAGUAGUCACUGCUUGAUGGUGCUCACAGGCUUUUUCCAUUAGCCCCAAACUCUGGUCCAUACAGGGCUACUGUAGAGAAAAUAUGUUGGUACCAGCAUCCCAGUUUCUGACAUGUCAUUGAUUAAAGGUUAAUCUCUUUUUGUGCAUCAGGUAUUUUAUACUAUUUCCAACUAAAAUCUGUGGGCUUGGACAAUUCUAUGGGUUCCCAUUUAGUGGCAUAUUUAGCAGGUAUACUGGAUAAAGGACAAGUUUACAUGCCUUCAGUUUUAGAAUAUUAGAUAGUCUAUAUAAUCCCCAGUCAGAUAUAAAAUACAUCGCAAUGCAUUCAGGAAAAGGAGAUACAUUCAGUUCACAUGAAGUUCAUUUAAAUAAUUCAGUUUUAAUCUCAACUUUUAAUUUCAUCAAACAUUUCAUGGCUAAGUCUCCCAAACUAACUGUAGUCAACAUUAGGAUUUCACCAACAGUUUUAAGAACCUCAGUGCAUUGGUCUGCCAUGUCAAAGAGUACUAGAAGAGCUUACUCUUCACUCACUGACCAUCUUAACCACACCUGCUGAUUCUUAACCAAACAAGGAUCAGACUAAAGGAUGCUGACUCUUUUCAUUAGUCUUUAUGAGACAAUUGCCGCAGAUGAUUUGAGGUAACAUUUUUCAUUGUCCUUUUUGCCUUUCGGCUUUGUUAAUUCCUCCAGACUAAGGUAAAUAGAACAGAUUUGUUUAAAGCUCUUCAAAGUUGGGAUAUACCAGGAGCUCCCAUUGGUCUAUGUAAUUUCUAAUAGUGCUUCAUUAAGACCUUUUUGAUCCUAUCAGUGUCCAACCUGCUGGAAUGAGUCCCUUGAUUCUUCCUUUUGUCUUUCCCAUUCUCUCUUGACUCAUUUUAUUUUAGCUGUCAGUUGUUUCAGCAUGUUAUCUGUCCCUUUGUUGGAAACCCUGAAGCUAGUGUCUGUAGCUUAGAUCAGCUAAAAUUCAAGCAUGGCCCAGCAUCAGAAAUUGCCUCAAUACUUUACUGUCAUUUUAGCUGUUACACAUAGUAACUGAGAGACUGUAUAUUUAGCAUAUUUCUUGUCAUUUUGCAUUUCCUUAUGCAUCCAGUGAGCCAAUUCUUUGGGAGUUAGAUUUAUCAUUUCUAAAUUCCAGUGGUGACUUUUACUUCUAGUAACUGUUUGCAACACGGGCUACUUCACACCAUGGGUUGCCCAAAUCAAAGAUUUGUCAACUCCCACCCUCUUAUUCUUCCUUUUCCCAAACCAUUCUUUUGCUGUAUUUCAGUGAGUCAGGGUAAUUCUAGUGAGUCCCACUUCUGACAUCACCUAUGAUCAGGAGUUCCCAAGACUACCCUAAAUAAAGUUCAAUGAUUCACUAAAAGGACUCGAGAAAUUCAGAAAAACCAUUACAUUAAUGGUUGUGGCUUAUUACAGUGAAAUGUUACAAACUAAAAUCAACAGAAUUGAUUUAGGGUGGAGUCUAGGAAAGACUAGUUGUCUUCUCCCAGUGGAGCUUCAUAGAUAGCACUUACUUUUUCCAGCCAUGAUGAGAGCUAACACUCAUGAAGUACUGCUAAUCAGGGAAGCUCAUCCAGCCUUGGUGUCCACAGUUUCUAUUAGGGACCAGUUAUGUCUGCAAGGAAUGUCCAUGUGGCCAGCCUUCAUUAUUCAGUUCCCAGCCUCUCCAUCCAAAAUUAAUACAAUGUGGCCCAGAGCCCUCCACCACAACUCACAUUAGCAUAACUAUCUGAUGUGACCCAAGGCCCCAAGUAGACAAAAAGACUCUGAACAGGCAGAAUAUUUCAGAGUCUUAGAGAUUAUCUCUCAGGAGUGGGUAAGGUCCAAAUCUUUCUUUGGAUGUACAGGGUUUGGACAACACAGGCCAUCUGAGUUAAUCCUGACUACACAAUGAAAGUACCUGUUCUUCCAUACUCUCAUUAAUGCUGUUAAUCAUCCAUUCUAGAUUUUAACAGUCUGAUAUUGUUUACUUGAUAUGUGUUUUUUGUUAAUGUAUUCUUUAUGGAUGAGACGAAACAUUGUAUCUACUGACUUUAUAUAAGCUGUCUGAUAAAAUCCUUUGCCCAUUUUGCUAUUUGUUGGACUUUUCUUCUUCUUGAUCUGUAAGUGCUUUCUGUCUAUGCAAGAGAUUUGUUUACUGUGUCUUAUAUGCUGCAUGCAUUUUUUUUCUCAGUUUGUCAUUUGCCUUUUGUCUUUGGCAUGCAUACAUUUGUAAUUUUUAUGUAGUUAUUUUGUCUAUCAUUUUUUAAAUGACUUCUGGGGUUUUGAAAUUUUCUUACUUCUUUCUUGGUAAUGUCAGAGUGUAUUUUUUGUGAUUAAAUUUUUGAUCCAUCUGGAAUACAUUUUGAUAUAAGAAGUAAACUUCCAAUCCAGUCCUAUUAUUAAAUGCCUGGUGAAUUGUUCCAACAAAACUUAUUAAAUAAAUUAUUUUUUUCUACCCACUUACAAUGUCCACAUUUAUGAUAUACUAAACUCUUAGGUCCAAUUUUGGAUUCUGUUCCAUUAGUUUUCCUUUGAUAUGCCAGCAUGAACACUAUUACUAUGGCUUUUAAACUAUAAUUAUGUGGUAAACUUAGUUCCUUACUGUUUUACUUUGUUCAAGAUUUUUCUGGCUACUUUUGCCUUAUUAUGUUUCUAUAUAGAAUCUAAAAUAAUCUUUCCUAGUUGUCCUAAAAUAAAUAAGCUGGUAACUUUAUUGUAAUCACAUUAAAUUUAUAGAUUAACUUAAGGAGAGUAACAUUUUUAGAAUUGUACCUUCCUAUCCAAUAAUAAGAUUUGUCUCACCAUUUAUUCUAGUUUUCCUUUAUCUCCCUUAUCAUAGUUUUAAAUUUUUUUCCUGAACUAAGUUUAUUUUAUGGCAUUUUAUUUAUUUUGUUGCUAAAACUAAAUAUUUUUCUUGUGAAUAUAGCAAUUUCAAAUAGAAUAUUUAUUACAUUAUAUUUUCUAACUUGUUUAUAUACAGGAAAGUUAUUGUUGUAUUAAUUUUGAAAAUUGUCAUCUUUUGUUUCUAAUAUUUAAAUUAUCAUAUAUGUUCCAAUUAUACAGUUAUAUUAUCCUGUAUUCAUAUAAUUAUAUCUCCUCAUUUCCAGUUUUUAUAUCUUAUAUUUCUUUUUUGUAUUAAAUGCAUUGACUGGUACAGUAAAAAAAAUAUUUGAUAAUGUUGCCUUUAUCUUAUUCUUCAUUUUAAUGGGAAUAGGUUUACUGUUUUCUCAUUAAGCAAAUAAUAUUGACUUCUGGUUUAAAAUAAAUUUUUUUGAUUCUGGUAAGGAGUUACCCACUUAUAUUAUUAAGAAAACUUUAUCAGAAAUAAUUACUAAACUUUAUUAAAUGACUUUUUAACAUCCAUGGGGUGGAAGGAUUAUGAUGUUCUUAUUUGACCUAUUAUUUUGGUGAGUGAUGUUAGCUUCUUUAAUAUUGAACCAGAUGUAUAGUAUUGAAAUAAAGUGCAGUUAG
This is a messenger RNA of Callithrix jacchus (white-tufted-ear marmoset), 10381 nucleotides long. RefSeq names its product AGBL carboxypeptidase 3 (gene AGBL3). Lineage: Eukaryota; Metazoa; Chordata; Mammalia; Primates; Cebidae. The record is from RefSeq and is a predicted model, not a curated record. Gene Ontology annotation, biological process: proteolysis. Gene Ontology annotation, molecular function: zinc ion binding; metallocarboxypeptidase activity.